This is a messenger RNA of Aspergillus affinis, 1371 nucleotides long. RefSeq names its product phosphoglycerate mutase family protein. The transcript has 7 exons. Gene Ontology annotation, cellular component: cytoplasm. The coding region runs from base 1 to 1371 and encodes 456 amino acids. Lineage: Eukaryota; Fungi; Ascomycota; Eurotiomycetes; Eurotiales; Aspergillaceae. Gene Ontology annotation, molecular function: phosphatase activity. The record is from RefSeq and is a predicted model, not a curated record.
AUGAAACCCUCAACCCUUGUUUCAGUUGCACUGGGUCUUGCUACCACGGCGUCUUCGUAUAACGACUAUACCUCGUUGACUGAGUACUUUCUCCAAGACGACGAUGAAACCGAUGAUGCUGCGUUUGACUUUACAACCACAAAUUUCGGAUUAAUUAAUCGUACAUACGACGCGGACGAACAGUCUCCCACUGAUACCCCACUCACCCAAUGGCAGCGGUUCUAUAAUCAAGUGGUCCUCCUGAACGACGAAUCCCCUUCCGAUGUCAACUACAAGGUCUUAUUCUUGGGCCGUCAUGGCCAGGGAUGGCACAACGCAGCCGACCAAUUCUACGGCUGGCCUGCGUGGAAUUGCUACUGGUCCCUCGUGAACGGAAAUGGUACAGCCUCAUGGCGCGACUCCCACCUCACAGACGUCGGAAUCGCCCAAGCCCAACGAGUGCACGACUUCUGGCAGAAGUUAAUCGACACCCAGCACAUCCACACCCCCGAUAGCUACCUCGUCAGCCCUCUCACCCGCACCCUCCAAACCGCCAACGUCACCUUCGGCACCCUAACCCUGCCCCCUGGCAGCGCCGCCUUCCAACCUCUCAUCCACGAGCUCUUCCGCGAAUACAUCAACAUCCAAACCUGCAACAUGCGCAGCUCCCGCACCUACAUCCACAGCCUCUUCCCCGACUGGCCCAUCGCCUCCGGUCUCCCAGAAACCGACGAGCUCUGGAACGGCAUAACCGGCGAGACAGACGCCGCGCAGGACCUCCGCAGCCGCGGCGCCCUCGAAUCGAUCUUCGGCGCCUCGAACAGCAAGAGCGCCGGCCUCUUCGUCUCCGUAACGAGUCAUUCCGGCGAAAUCGCCUCCCUGCUGCGCGUUCUAGGCCAUCGUCGCUUCACGCUGGAUACUGGCGGCGUUAUUCCAGUAACCGCCUGUGACGUCGGUCGAGGCGUGCGUGUGUCCGUCUGGUGCGACCCCUCGGAUCAAAAAGAAGCGUUUUUUGAAUCAUCCGAAUUCCUUGCUGAAACCCUCGCUCGUUAUACUAUACUCGAUCGUCAUUGUCGCACAGAGAAACUGCCAAGCUCUGAUGGGUUUGAUAAUGCUAUUGUACAAGUAUACAAAGCAGUUCUCGAGUUUACAGCAGAGGUAGAAAAGCAAAGGAGUACAGGGAAGCUCGGUCAAAAAUGGAACAGUAUCGUUGCAGUCUCCGAAACAGAUUUGACACGUCUCCAGUCUGCAGUGAAGGAUCAGGACCAAAAAGCCGGCAAUUGGAAUCAAAUCAACAUCCAGCUAUACCAAAGUGCCAAGGAGGACGAAAUACUCGCUAGCAUUGGAAAGCCUCAAUUGAACGUGGAAAUUCACAAGAUCUCCACAGGAUAA